Molecule: messenger RNA, 4530 nt
Organism: Emericellopsis cladophorae
Lineage: Eukaryota; Fungi; Ascomycota; Sordariomycetes; Hypocreales; Bionectriaceae
Product: ABC-type branched-chain amino acid transport system
Exons: 2
Coding region: 1-4530 (1509 amino acids)
Biological process (GO): transmembrane transport
Cellular component (GO): membrane
Molecular function (GO): ATP binding; ABC-type transporter activity; ATP hydrolysis activity
Source: RefSeq, a predicted model, not a curated record
AUGAACGGCGGCAAAGAGGAUAGCAUGGAGCUGCCUCGAACCGGUUCAUCCUCGACCACCAGCGGUCCGACAAUCGCAGGAAGCCCCCCCGGGGCAUCUCAACACUCCAAAUCUGGCCCAAGUCCUGCAGACCGAGGGUUCUCCAGCAGCAGCAUCGAUGACGACCAGGGAAACGACGACGACGAUGCCUCCGAGAUGGAGAGACGGCACUCGGCCGUCCGGCGUAUCGCCAGCCGCAUGUCCCAGCAGUCCGCCGGCGACUUACACCACGACGUCCGCAGCCUCUUUGCCAACGACAACCCGGACUCAGUCCUCAACCCAGCCAGUGAGCACUUCAACGCCCGCUCCUGGGCCAAGGCCGUCGCCAAAAGGGCCAUUGAGGACGGCACGCGCCUCCGCCGCAGUGGAUUCUGCUUCCAGAACCUCAACGUCUUCGGCUACGGCGCCGAGACAGACUAUCAAAAAGACGUGGGCAACGUCUGGCUCUCGCUGCCCCAAAUGGCGCGCGGCCUCUUCGACAAGAAGGGCGGCCAGCGUCGCAUCGACAUUCUUCGCGACUUUGACGGCGUGGUGCGGAACGGUGAGAUGCUCGUCGUCCUCGGGCCCCCGGGCUCGGGCUGCUCCACGUUUCUCAAGUCCAUUGCCGGCGAGACCAAUGGCAUCUACCAGGACAGCUCGUCCUACCUCAACUACCAGGCCAUCUCCCCCGAAGAGAUGCACUCGCACCAUCGCGGCGAAGCCAUCUACACGGCCGAGGUUGACGUGCACUUUCCCAUGCUGAGCGUCGGUGACACGCUCACCUUUGCCUCCCGCGCAAGGUGCCCUCGCAACGUCCCCGAGGGCAUCACCCACAACGAGUACUGCGGCCACAUACGUGACGUGGUCAUGGCCAUGUACGGUAUCAGCCACACCGUCAACACGCGUGUCGGCAACGAGUACAUCCGCGGUGUCUCGGGCGGCGAGAGGAAGCGAGUGACCAUCGCCGAGGCCACGCUCUCCAGCGCCCCCUUGCAAUGCUGGGAUAACUCCACGCGUGGCCUCGACUCGGCCAACGCUAUUGAGUUUUGCAAAACGCUGCGCCUUCAGUCCGAGCUGUUCGGGCAGACCUGCGCCGUGUCCAUCUAUCAAGCUCCUCAAAGCGCCUAUGAGCUAUUUGACAAGGUUGCCGUCCUCUACGAAGGGCGUCAGAUCUUCUUCGGUCCUAUUGGCAAGGCCCAGGCCUACUUUGAGAAUCUGGGCUUCGAGUGCCCUGCCCGCCAGACGACACCCGACUUCCUGACGUCCAUGACCGCACCCUCGGAGCGUGUCGUCCGUCCGGGCUGGCAGGAUCGCGUGCCCCGGACCCCGGAUGAGUUUGCGACCUACUGGAAGAACAGCGCCGAGUACAAGGCGCUCCAGGUCGAGCUCGAGGAGUACAAGGCCGAGUAUGCCAUCGACAGCGAGGCGGCCCGCGAGUUCAGGGCGGUAAAGCAGGCCAACCAGGCCAAGAACCAGCGCCUCAAGUCGCCCUUCACCCUGUCGUACACGCAGCAAAUCAAGCUGUGUAUGUGGCGAGGCUUCAAGCGUCUGACGGGGGACCCGGGCCUGACCAUCUUCUCUCUGGUCGCCAACUCGUCCUUGGCCCUCAUCAUUUCCUCCCUCUUCUACAACCUGCCCGCCACCACCUCGUCCUUCUACAACCGCGCCGCCGUCUUGUUCGUCGCCAUCCUCGCCAACGCCUUCUCGAGUGCCCUCGAGAUCCUCACCCAGUACUCGCAGCGGCCCAUUGUCGAGAAGCACACGCGCUAUGGCUUCUACCACUCGUCCGCCGAGGCCUUUUCGUCCGUGCUGGUCGACAUGCCGUACAAGAUCGCCAACGCCGUCUUAUACAACCUCACCAUCUACUUCAUGACGCACCUCAGGCGUGAGCCGGGCGCCUUCUUCUUCUUCCUCCUCGUGUCGUUCCUCAUGACGCUGACUAUGUCGGGGGUCUUCCGAUCAAUUGCUUCCUUGUCACGCACCCUAUCCCAGGCCAUGGUACCCGCCGCCAUCCUCAUCCUCGCCCUCGUCGUUUUCACUGGAUUCGUCAUCCCUGUCGACUACAUGCUCGGGUGGUGCCGGUGGAUCAACUACCUUGAUCCAGUUGCGUACGGGUUCGAGGCCCUGAUGAUCAACGAAUUCCAUGGCCGCGACUUCACCUGUGACACUCUCGUGCCCCCGCCCGCCCUGUAUCCAGAUGUCGACCUCAACAACCGUGCUUGCACAACUGUCGGUUCCCGCCCGGGAGAGGCCCUCGUCUCGGGCGCCGCCUACAUCGAGACCCAAUACAACUACUUCGCCAGCCACAAGUGGCGCAACGUCGGUAUCCUCAUCGCCUUCUGCGUCGCUAUGCACAUCCUUUACUUUGUCGCCUCAGAGCUCAUCUCGGCCAAGAAGUCCAAGGGCGAGGUCCUUGUAUUCCGCCGCAACCACCUGCCCAAGAAUACCGCGCAAGGCAAAGGCGACGCUGAGUCUGCUUCGUCUGGUCCCAUCCCCGUCGUCGAUAAGACUGCACCUGUUAAUGUCGACGCCGGCAACAUCCAGGGAUCCACGAGCGUUUUCCACUGGAAUGAUGUGUGCUACGAUAUCAAGAUCAAGGGCGAACCCCGGCGUAUCCUCGACCAUGUGGAUGGAUGGGUCAAGCCUGGUACAUUAACAGCCCUCAUGGGUGUUUCCGGCGCCGGCAAAACGACUUUGCUCGACUGUCUCGCUGAUCGUGUCUCCAUGGGCGUGAUCACGGGCGAGAUGCUCGUGGACGGCAAGCUGCGCGACAGUUCCUUUCAGCGCAAAACAGGCUAUGUUCAGCAGCAAGAUCUCCACCUCGAGACAAGCACCGUUCGCGAGGCUCUUGAAUUCAGCGCCGUGUUACGCCAGCCAGCCUCGACGCCCAAGACCGAGAAGAUUGCCUACGUCGACGAGGUCAUCAAGUUACUUGACAUGCAGGACUAUGCUGACGCCGUCGUGGGCGUCCUCGGCGAGGGUCUCAACGUUGAACAGCGCAAGCGUCUGACCAUCGGCGUCGAGUUAGCCGCCAAGCCACCCCUAUUGCUCUUUGUCGACGAACCUACUUCCGGCCUUGACUCGCAGACAUCGUGGGCUAUCCUAGAUCUUCUCGAGAAGCUCUCCAAGGCUGGCCAGUCAAUUCUGUGUACCAUUCAUCAGCCGUCCGCCAUGUUGUUCCAGCGCUUUGAUCGCUUGUUGUUUCUUGCCAAGGGCGGCAGAACAGUCUAUUUCGGCGACAUUGGCGAGCAGUCGUCCACCAUGACCGAGUACUUUGAAAGGCAGGGUGCUCCCAAGUGCCCCAAGGGCGCCAACCCAGCCGAAUGGAUGCUCGAGGCCGUUGGUGCCGCCCCUGGCUCCCAGACGGAUAUUGAUUGGCACCAAGCCUGGCGUAACAGUCCCGAAUAUGCCGCCACCCAAGACGAGCUCCAGCAUCUCAAGAACCAGGCCGCGCCCAACGAAAAGGUCAGCGACGGCGCACACAGCAAGGAGCAGUACCGUGAGUUCGCUGCACCCCUGUGGGAUCAACUCCUCAUCGUCACAAAACGUGUCUUCCAGCAGUACUGGCGCACGCCGUCGUACAUUUACUCAAAGUUCACGCUGUGCACGGCGGUCGCCCUCUUCAUCGGUCUCGUGUUCCUUGACGCGCCCCUGAGCAUCCAAGGCCUGCAGAACCAAAUGUUCGCCUUUUUCAACGUCCUCACCAUCUUUGGCCAGCUUGUCCAGCAGCAGAUGCCUCACUUCGUCACCCAGCGCUCCCUUUAUGAGGUCCGCGAGAGGCCCUCCAAGGCGUAUAGUUGGAAGAUCUUUAUGCUCUCGCAGAUCAUCGUGGAGAUCCCCUGGAAUUCGCUCAUGUCCGUUUUCAUGUUCGUCUGCGUCUAUUAUCCCGUCGGUUUCAACAAGAAUGCCCAGCCCACGGGCGCGGAGACGGAGCGCGGCGCCCUCAUGUGGCUACUGUUCUGGCAAUUCCUCAUCUUCACUUGCACCUUUGCCCACGCCUGCAUCGCCAUCACCGAUACCGCCGAGGCGGGCGGCAACUUGGCCAACAUGCUGUUCAUGAUGUGUUUGCUCUUCUGCGGCGUGCUCGCCAACGAGCAGACCCUCCCUGGCUUUUGGAUCUUCAUGUACCGUCUGUCCCCAUUCACGUACCUCAUCUCGGCCAUCAUGUCCACCGGACUCGCCAACACAAGCGUGACGUGCAACACCAACGAGAUUGUCGAGAUCUUCCCGCCCAACGGCUUGUCGUGCUACGAGUACCUGUAUGAGGGCGGAUACGUCCCCACUUUGGGCGGCAACCUGCUCAACCCCAACGGCACUUCGUCGUGCGACUUUUGCCCGCUGGGCUCGACCAACGAAUUCCUCGCGCAGAUCUCGUCGAGCUACGAAAACCGGUGGCGGGACUUUGGCAUCGGUAUGGUGUACAUUAUGUUCAAUAUUGCAGCGUCGCUGGCGUUGUAUUGGCUGGUGCGUAUGCCCAAGGGCAAGAAGAACAAAAAGGAGAAGAAGGAGUGA